AUGGACCAUGAGUUCAGGCAGUUCUACGAAACACUUGAGAAGGGGAAGUUCAAGUUCUUUGGAAAGGGAGAAGGAUACAGCGUGUUCAACUCCGAUAUCGAGAUGAUUCCUCAGUACAACGCCAGAGACGUGAUCGAAAGAAAGGAAAUGAAGGAGCUAAGGCUUUCUAAAGGAGAAAUUGAAGGAAUAGUUCGAGCACUGUUAACUGAGAUCAAGAUUGGGGUACAGGAAUACAACGGCCAAGUUCUUGUAAGAGAAGGAUUCCCAGGAAACUGGAAGGACUUUACAGACUUGCUGCUUGAUGCUAGAAGUAUUCCAUCAAUUGCAGCCGUCAAACUAGGAGAGGUGGUUGAGAUCAGCUUCCUUAUCACAUCGGAGUCAACGAUCUACACAUCUGUCUUUGAGGAUGAUGAAAUAUUCAGCAGCCUGUACUGGAUCCUAAGUGAAGUAAAUGUGGUUGAGGUUGUAUACGAUAACAAGAAGCUUGGAGGUUUCUUCAACAGAUUAGGGGUUUCAAGCAGCUUGAGAAGAUGUGAAGAAAACACUGUAAAACUCCUGUGUAGAUAUCUCAGGAUAUCUGAAGAGAAUUAUAAGUGUGAGGAAUAUACUAGGCCAUUUAUAUGCAGGAUAGAUAGAAGCGUCCUGUCUGCAUUGAAUGUGUGCAGUGAUGACGAACAUUGUGUAGCUAAGACCUUUUGUUGUUAUACAAACCAGGGCUGGAGACUCCUGCACAGAAUGUUUUUGCAACCUCUUCGUAACAAGGAUGAGAUUGAGAGAAGGUUGGAAACCGUUGACUCAUUGAGAACACUUAACCUGAACAUCUUGAAGAAAUUUCCAGAUCUUCUAAGGCUAUCUAAGCGAAUAGAAACAGGGAGAAUAUCCUUGAGGGAAAUCCUCAGACUUAUUCAGACCAUCGACAUCAUUCCAGAGCUCUUGUCUUCCUUUUCAUCCUCUUUGCCUCUCACCAGAGACUUUUCUAAGCCUCUUAAGAGUAUCUUUUCGGCUUUUGGCCCGUUCAAAGAAGAGAUUGUACGAGUAGUCGAUUUAGAGGCAGCAGAAGAAAACGUGUAUAGGAUUAGACCUGAUGUGUCUGCAAGGCUUCUUGAGCUUUCCGAGGCUCUGGGAGAAAUCGAGAAGGAGAUGAAUGGGGAGUAUGAGAGGGUGUCUGAGAUUUAUCCGAAGAUCAAGAUAGACAAAAAUACUGGAGUCUUCAAGACUACAAAGGGUGAGUACCAAAAAGCUCAAGAUCUUCUUAGGAAGGAAGGUUUUGUUGAGCUAAACUUUGUAAAGGGAGGAGUCACACUUACAACCAGAAUCCUUUCCUCCUUAAAUGGGAGACAGGUAGCGCUUAAAAAAGAAAUCGAUGACGAGGAGAAAGAGGUUAUGGACCGAAUCAAGAGAAUGCUGAAAAGUUACAUAUCUCAAAUCGAGUCCUUGAACUACCUGACUGCAUUGAUAGACGUGUUCAAUGCAUUUUCCAUCAAAGCCUCUCUCAAGGGAUAUUCAAGACCCAUGUUCAACAAAGGGAUAUUUGAAAUAAGAAAUGGUUUCCAUCCGGUUCUUGAAGAUCAGGACUAUAUUUCUAACUCGAUAAGGAUGGAGGAGAAGAAGAUGUGCGUGGUGACUGGCCCGAACAUGGGAGGGAAAAGCACCUUCCUUAAAACAUGUGGCGUGGUCGCUCUUCUUGCACAUAUAGGAUGUUAUGUUCCUGCAGACUAUGCCAGUAUUCCGAUUCUUGACGGGAUAUAUGCCAGAGUCGGGGCUAACGACUGUUCAUUCACAGGCUCAUCCACAUUCAUGAUGGAGAUGGCAGACAUAGCAAGGAUAUGCCGUCUGAGCUCGUCCGAGUCACUAAUCAUAAUAGAUGAGCUUGGAAGAGGGACUAGCGCAAUCGAUGGCUUGAGCAUUGCACAGGCUGUCAAAGAACAUAUUGUUCAGAAGAAAGCCCUGUGUCUUUGUGCUACACAUUUUCCCGAACUCUGCGGAGACGACGUGUUGAAUAAGAAAGUUAAGAACGAAGGAACACUUCUUAUGUAUGAGGUUGUUGAUGGGGUAUGUGACACAAGCUUUGGAAUAAUGGUUGCAGAGAAAGUAGGGUUUCCUACAAAGGUGAUUGAGACGGCUAAGGAGUAUAUGGAAAAAUAG
Encephalitozoon intestinalis ATCC 50506 is the source of this 2145-nucleotide messenger RNA. Its product is annotated as DNA mismatch repair ATPase MutS. Gene Ontology annotation, molecular function: ATP-dependent DNA damage sensor activity; mismatched DNA binding; ATP binding. Gene Ontology annotation, cellular component: nucleus; MutSalpha complex. The transcript has a single exon. Gene Ontology annotation, biological process: mismatch repair; mitotic recombination. Bases 1 to 2145 code for a protein of 714 amino acids. The record is from RefSeq and is a predicted model, not a curated record. Lineage: Eukaryota; Fungi; Microsporidia; Unikaryonidae.